CCACUGGUGAACUCAAUGAAUACUUUGAGAAGAUGCAUGAGAAACAGGGUCGACCGCUGCCGCUUCUGCUCAAAAACCAAUAUGGCGAACCAAAACAUAACCACAAAAAUGUGUGAAGACAAUCCCGUAUUUAAAUAUUUAUGCCCCAGUUUACUUUCUGAGAAAGAUAUACUAGAAGAAUUGAAAGCAAGAUGUUUUAAAAUUAAAGGCUUGGAGCGAAAAAGUAAAGAUGAACUUACUGAAAUUUUUAUUCGGCAUCUAAUGCCCCUGCCACAACGAACUUUCCCUAAUAAUCAUCAUGGCAAGCUCAUCAAUCAGAUGAUUCAGAAGGAAGGUUUCUUAUCCAGACGGGCUGGAAGAUCAGAGGAAAGAAAAACUUCGUUACAGUUCGGAUUUAGUGACAAAAUUAAACAAGAUUCUAAAUCGUCGUCAUUAGUGGGAGCUGGAAGUUCUUCCUCACCCUCCGGUGACCGUUUAAAGCCACCAAUUGACUCCCCUCAUCUACAGACGCGGAGGAUAUCUUUGACAAAGUCAACAUCAUCUUCAUCAAAUUCUUCCUUAGACAAAGUUAUUAUUAAAGACAGGUCGAAGGAAAGAAAAAAUUCCUUAGAAUCAGAUGGUCAGAGAAACAGCAGUGAAGUUAAAGAAACUGAGCCUAAAAAAGUGGAACUUAAGAGGUCACAUUCUACUGAGAGUAAUGAAGACACAUCUCCAUCUAAAAAAUCAAGGCAAAGAAUUGCUUGGCCAUAGGUAUUUUUAUUUAAUUUCAUUAUAAUUUUUUGUUUUUUCCAAUUGGUUUUUGAUUGGGAACAAUGUGUUAAUUGAAUGAAUUCAUGAGUACAUGGGAUUGUUGAACA
Thrips palmi is the source of this 857-nucleotide messenger RNA. RefSeq names its product ashwin-like. The record is from RefSeq and is a predicted model, not a curated record. The coding region runs from base 16 to 750 and encodes 244 amino acids. The transcript has 5 exons. Gene Ontology annotation, biological process: embryonic morphogenesis. Gene Ontology annotation, cellular component: tRNA-splicing ligase complex. Lineage: Eukaryota; Metazoa; Arthropoda; Insecta; Thysanoptera; Thripidae.